Phycodurus eques (leafy seadragon) is the source of this 878-nucleotide messenger RNA. It is a transcript of the gene c5h11orf58, whose product is annotated as chromosome 5 C11orf58 homolog. The record is from RefSeq and is a predicted model, not a curated record. The coding region runs from base 110 to 613 and encodes 167 amino acids. Lineage: Eukaryota; Metazoa; Chordata; Actinopteri; Syngnathiformes; Syngnathidae. The transcript has 5 exons.
AGGCCACCAGAAGUGACGACACAUUUUAUGGCUCCCUCAGUCAUCGCCAUUGCUACAUGUCACGAAUUAUUGUUAUUUAUGUAGCGUUUAAACCUUAUCAUCACAAACCAUGAGUUCUCCGGGUGAGAAACAUGGCACUAAACGACCGGCGUCCUCCAACGAAGAGGAGUCGACCCAGUGGGCGUCCGCUGACCUGGGAAGUGACGAAAGGAAGCAGAAGUUUCUCCGGCUGAUGGGUGCCUCCAAGAAAGAACACACUGGACGUCUCGUCAUUGGCGACCACAAGUCCACAUCACACUUGCGCAGUGGGACGGAGGACGAGCAAAUCAGCGAUUGUCUGGAGAUGCAGUAUCAACGCGGGAUGGACGAGAAGCUGUCCGGACGCGACCGGCGACACUGCGGACUCGGCUUUCGCGAACCCGUCCCGCCUGCAAAGACUCAGAACUUGGACACACCCGAGACGCCCACCAGCGAGUCCAAAGAACCCGAGGAUAAAGUCUGUGACACAAAACCGACGGACACCACGAUGGAAAAGGACAAAAGCAUCCCGGAAAAAAGCGGGAACACCGAACAGAAAAACGUGUACAAAAAGUCUUUUGUCAAGUCAUCAUAGGAGUGAUUGAAGAAUCCCCCCCCCCCCCCCCACCCCCACAUCCACUUUUUACAGUGUAUGUAAUUCAUUUUUUGUAGCGUGUCCUAGUAUCACUCACUCGUUUUGAUUAAAAAAGACAAACAAUGGGUUUCCCCCUUGUAUUUGUUUAUUUUGUCAAGUGAACUUGUCAUCCUUGUUAGUAGUAAAUACAUUGUGUGGCCACUAGGUGAUGCUACAAGCUGGUCCACAAACAAUUUCACAAUAAUAAACAAUAAAACUGUUUUUC